Macadamia integrifolia is the source of this 1356-nucleotide messenger RNA. RefSeq names its product plant UBX domain-containing protein 4. Gene Ontology annotation, biological process: proteasome-mediated ubiquitin-dependent protein catabolic process; Golgi organization; membrane fusion. The transcript has 4 exons. Gene Ontology annotation, molecular function: ubiquitin binding. The record is from RefSeq and is a predicted model, not a curated record. Gene Ontology annotation, cellular component: nucleus; cytosol. NCBI's taxonomy places the organism in Eukaryota, Viridiplantae, Streptophyta, Magnoliopsida, Proteales, Proteaceae. Bases 56 to 1042 code for a protein of 328 amino acids.
UAAACCACUCCACCUCACCUCACACUUACCAGGGGAUUUGGCCCACACCCCGAAGAUGGUCCCCACCACGCUUUUCGAAUGGGAUCGUAACAUUUUCCUUCUCCGUCGACCUUUCCAUUUUCUACCGAUCGCAGCCGCCAUGUCUUCCCGAGACAAGAAGCCCUCGAAGCCCUCGACCAGUCGCGGCAUCCGUACGCUUUCUGAUCUGAACCGUUCUUCUGGUCCCGGCUCCGAUGAUGGCGACUCCGAUGGCCCUCAGGAGUACUACACUGGUGGCGAGAAGAGUGGCAUGCUCGUUCAAGAUCCUUCUAAAGGUGACGAUGUUGAUGCAAUAUUCAAUCAAGCUAGGCAUUUGGGAGCUGUUGAAAGACCUGUUGAAAGUCUUCAUCCAUCUUCAAGCUCAAGAAGUUUUACUGGAACAGGACGGCUCCUUUCUGGGGAAACAGUGCAAACUGCUCCUCAACCGCCUGAGGCUAUUGUUCACAAUAUAGUUUUUUGGACCAAUGGAUUCAGUAUAAAUGAUGGCCCUUUGAGGAGGUUUGAUGAUCCAGAAAAUGCAUCUUUCUUGAAGAGUAUCAGGAACUCCGAGUGUCCAGAAGAGCUUGAGCCAGCAGAUAGGAGUUCUGCUGUUCAUGUUAAUCUGAUCCGGAAAGAGGAAAAUUUCCCUGAACCACAAAAGCAACAUGUUCCAUUUCAAGGUGUGGGAAGAACAUUAGGUGGUAACGCCACAUCUGCAGCACCACCUGGGCCAUCGCCUCCCCUCAACUCUGCUCCACCCCCAUCCAUGGGCCUUGUUGUGGAUGAAAAUUUGCCAUCAACUUCGAUUCAGCUUAGGCUAGCUGAUGGCACACGUAUGGUUGCACGAUUUAACUAUCACCAUACCAUCAGUGAUAUUCUUGCCUUCAUUGAAGCAUCAAGGCCUGGAGGGGCAGGAACUUAUCAGUUGCAGACAGUGGGGUUCCCUCCCAAGCAACUAACUGAUAUGACUCAGACAGUAGAGCAGGCAGGGCUUGCUAACUCAGUGAUUAUCCAAAAAUUAUAAAGGUUUGCCAAGUUCUGAUCAGAUUUAUGACUUUUAAGACGGAACCAGUUUUAUCUCAUUUGAUGAGAUAGGGUUAUGUAAGGAAGAGUACUUGUGGUUAGCCGAAAGUCUCCCCAGCCCAAUAUAUCUUUCAAGGAUCAAUGUACCUCAUGACUGAUGUUACAGUAAGUGAAAUUUUAUUAAAUACUUCAAAAUUGACUACUCUUUGUUAAAUGAACGAUUAGACUCUUGAGAAUUCCAUAUGGACCAAAUAAGAGUAGCUAUUCCUCAUCUAGAGUUGAGAGAGUAAUAAUGUGAUGUGUUUUGUUACCCUA